GUCUUCAAGAUCAAUAUGCUUUGCUUGAACAGCAUGCUGUGGUUCCAUGCUUUCUUGGAAAUACACAGAAGCAUUUGCCUUAUCAGGUUAUUCUUCUGGAGAAAAAUGGAAGUUUACUUGAACUCCUUCUUGGACUUCCCUUUCAUAUUGUUUUACCUUUGGGUUGGAAUGACAUUAUCAUUGAAUCUUGAAGACCCCAAUGUUUGCAGCCAUUGGGAAAGUUAUUCAGUGACAGUACAGGAAUCAUAUCCACAUCCCUUUGAUCAAAUUUACUACACCAGCUGUACUGACAUCCUAAAUUGGUUUAAGUGCACACGACACAGAAUUAGUUAUCGUACAGCUUAUCGGCAUGGAGAAAAAACCAUGUACAGACGUAAAUCCCAGUGUUGUCCUGGAUUUUAUGAAAGCAUGGAAAUAUGUAUUCCCCACUGUGCUGAUAAAUGUGUCCAUGGACGCUGCAUUGCUCCAAACACCUGUCAGUGUGAGCCUGGCUGGGGUGGAACCAACUGCUCCAGUGCAUGUGACCGAGACCACUGGGGUCCUCACUGUAGCAGUCGCUGCCAGUGUAAAAACGGAGCCUUGUGCAAUCCUAUCACAGGAGCCUGCCACUGUGCAUCAGGCUUCAAGGGCUGGCGCUGUGAAGAUCGUUGUGACCAGGGCACCUAUGGAAAUGACUGCCACCAGAAGUGCCAGUGUCAGAAUGGAGCAACCUGUGAUCAUGUAACUGGAGAAUGUAGAUGCCCUCCUGGAUAUACUGGAGCCUUCUGUGAGGAUCUUUGCCCUCCUGGCAAGCAUGGGUCACAGUGUGAAGAGAGAUGUCCCUGCCAAAAUGGAGGAGUGUGUCAUCAUGUCACUGGUGAAUGCUCUUGCCCGGAUGGCUGGAUGGGCACAGUGUGUGGUCAGCCUUGCCCCGAAGGUCGCUUUGGAAAGAAUUGUUCCCAGGAGUGCCAGUGCCAUAAUGGAGGGACCUGUGACUCAGCCACAGGUCAAUGUCACUGCAGUCCAGGCUAUACUGGAGAACGGUGCCAGGAUGAGUGCCCAGUUGGAACAUUUGGAAUGCAGUGUUCUGAGAUUUGCCAGUGCAUGAAUGGUGGGAAGUGUUACCAUAUCAGUGGGGCCUGUCUCUGUGAACCUGGCUACACCGGACAGCACUGUGAGGCAAGGCUGUGUAAUGAAGGGGUCUAUGGCAUCAAAUGUGAUAGAAAAUGUCCCUGUCAUCUGAAGACUACCCAUAGCUGUCAUCCUGUUUCUGGAGAAUGUUCUUGCAAACCAGGCUGGUCUGGCCUCUACUGCAAUGAGACCUGCGCACCUGGAUUCUAUGGGGAAUCCUGUCAACAGCUAUGCAGCUGCCAGAAUGGUGCUGACUGUGACAGUGUGACGGGGAAAUGCUUCUGUGCCCCUGGAUUUAAGGAUUCUACUUGUUCUACUCCUUGUCCUCUAGGGACUUAUGGAAUAAACUGUUCUUCUCAGUGCAACUGUAAAAAUGAUGCCACUUGUUCUCCAGUAGAUGGUUCUUGUACUGCAAAGCAGGGUUGGCAUGGUGUGGAUUGCUCCAUCAACUGUCCCAGUGGCAAAUGGGGCUUUGGCUGCAAUUCAACCUGCAAAUGCCUAAAUGGAGGAGCUUGCAGUGCUCUGGAUGGAACCUGUACCUGUGCUCCUGGAUGGCAAGGGGAGAAAUGUGAAUUUGCUUGCCAGGAUGGAACAUAUGGGCUGAACUGCAUGGAGCGUUGUGACUGUAGUCAUGCUGAUGGCUGCCAUCCCACCACUGGCUAUUGCCACUGUCUCCCUGGAUGGUCAGGUAUCCAUUGUGACAGUGUGUGUGCUAAAGGGCACUGGGGCCCAAACUGCUCCCUGCCGUGUCACUGCAAAAAUGGGGCAUCCUGCUCACCUGAUGAUGGGAUCUGUGAGUGUGCACCAGGUUUCAGAGGCAGCACUUGUCAAAGAAUUUGCUUGCCUGGUUUUUAUGGACACCGUUGCAGCCAGAAAUGUCCUCAGUGUGUGCACAGCAGUGGACCAUGCCACCAUAUCACUGGACUGUGUGACUGCUUACCUGGUUUCACAGGAGCUCUUUGUAAUGAAGUUUGUCCCAGUGGCAGAUUUGGAAAAAAUUGCGGGGGAAUUUGCACAUGUACAAACAAUGGAACCUGUAAUCCCAUUGACAGAUCUUGCCAGUGCUACCCUGGCUGGAUUGGCAGUGACUGCUCUCAACCCUGCCCACCUGCCCACUGGGGUCCUAACUGCAUACAUACUUGCAACUGCCACAAUGGGGCUUAUUGCAGCGCCUAUGAUGGAGAAUGCAAAUGUACAGCAGGCUGGACAGGUCUCUACUGCACCCAGAGGUGUCCUCUGGGGUUUUAUGGAAAAGAUUGUGCAUUAGUAUGCCAAUGUCAAAAUGGAGCUGAUUGUGACCAUAUCUCAGGACAAUGCACUUGCCGCACUGGAUUCAUGGGGAAACACUGUGAACAGAAGUGUCCCUCAGGAACAUAUGGCUAUGGCUGUCGGCAGAUAUGUGACUGUCUAAACAAUUCUACUUGUGACCACAUCACAGGAACUUGUUACUGCAGCCCAGGCUGGAAGGGUACAAGAUGUGAUCAAGCUGGUAUUUUAAUAGUUGGGAACUUGAACAGUUUAAGCCGAACAAGUACUGCUAACCCUGCAAAUUCUUAUCAGAUCGCAGCUAUUGCAGGCAUUAUUAUUCUUGUCCUGGUUGUACUCUUCCUGCUGGCACUGUUCAUUAUUUAUAGACACAAACAGAAGGAGAAAGAAUCGAAUAUGCCUGCAGUUACCUACACCCCUGCUAUGAGGGUCAUCACUGCAGAUUAUACUAUUUCAGAUACCCUUCCUCAGACUAAUGCCGGAAACACUAACAAUCAUUAUUUUACCAAUCCCAGUUACCAUACACUCACUCAGUGUUCUACAUCAGCUCAUGUCAACAACCAAAAUAGGAUGACAAUUGGAAAGUCAAAAAACAACCAGAUAUUUGUGAACGUAAAAAAUGUGGAUCCUGGAAAGCGAGGGCCUGUUGUGGACUACACAGGAACACUCCCAGUUGACUGGAAACAUGGCGGCUUCCACAAUGAGCUUGGUGCUUUUGGACUUGAUAGAGAAUACAUGAGGAAAUCCUUAAAAGAUUUAGUAAAGAAUUCUGAAUAUAAUUCAAGCAGCUGUUCGCUAAAUAGUUCUGAAAAUCCAUAUGCUACUAUUAAAGAUCCACCAGUACUCAUACCUCAAAAUUCAGACAGUGGCUACGUGGAAAUGAAGUCACCAGUACACAGAGACUCUCCAUAUGCUGAGAUCAGUAGCUCAGCUUCAGCUAAUAAGAAUGUCUAUGAAGUUGAACCCACAAUGAUUAUUGUACAAGAAGUAUUAAGCAAUAAUGGACCUCUCAGCCAGGAUCCAUAUGACCUUCCAAAGAACAGCCACAUUCCAUGUCAUUAUGAUUUAUUACCAGCUCGAGAUACUUCAUCAUCUCCUAAGAAAGAAGUCACUAGCAGCAGCAGCAGUGAAUGAUGACAUUUUAUUGGACAUGGUAGAACAUUUUUAAGAACUCUACUUUAAUUCUCCUCCUUGUAAUUUGUCACCUUAUUUGGAUGCUAAUCAAUGUGAUAGACAAAUGCUAAAUAUUAACAAGAAUCUCACAAUUUUAUACUUUUUGAAGUGCUUAGUAGGUGACAGACAGACUGAGGAGAUGCUAGUGUUCUCACUCAUGGCUGUUGAUCUUUAGCUGCACAAGAAGCAAAUUAACAUCAUAACACACAAUCUAAAAGCACUCAUUUGCAGAUGAACUUCACACAGAAGUUGCAGUGAGCACAAAAAACAGACCUUGUCUGUCUUCAACUUCCUCCUUCCCACUGUAGAGCUAUAUGCAGGAUUAUGCAGUCUUUCAAAUAACUUAGUUCUAAAAGGUAAUUUGAAUCACUAAACACCCAGAGAAAAAAACAGGCCUGCUGAAUCUAGCUGUGCUGCCAGAUUUCUAUGGAGUGGCCUAACAUAUUGAUAGGUUAUAUUAUUCUAGGAAAGGCUUGUGAUAACAUGAACCUGACAGUCUGCAAAUAAUUACAAGAUACAAAUAAAAAGUGAACAAAAGUAUGAAAAUACCAGAUCUAGACUAGGUUGCAGAAUAUACAACCUAGAAUGGUUUUUAAUAGCAAAGAUUACAAAGAACAGCCUUAUGGAUGCACCAGGAAGCGGUAUUUUGUAUUUAGAGGUUUGAAUCUAAGGACAGUUUAGCACUAUGACAUUCUCUUCUAGUCACAAAUCCUAUGUGCAGCUCCACUAAUAGAAAUCCAUUAACAUAGCAGCAGUUAUUUCAUAAACAUGUAAAUGAAUCAUUUUAUUUUUUGACAAAAUGGAUUGAAUGUGUGCAUGAAAUGAAGCAGGACGUGAUGAAUGCUGUAAACUUAUAGGAAAAAGUUUAAGUUUUGUAACAUUCGUGAUAUAGAAUAAUUAUAAAGAGUUUGGAUAAAUUCUUUUCCAUAGAAAUGACUGCAAGAUCUCUGUUCAUAUGUGUCCAAAAAAAGUUAUUGAUAGUUGAUUAUAGGAUAACUAUGCUUAAGCUGGUCUUUUGCAUGGCUAAUAACUUGAUAUGUAACCAUUUUUUCCACAAAAAAAUUUUUUUAAUUGUGUAUUUUAAACUAUGUUUUAUGGUGACUGAAUUGUUACUGAAAAAAUGUUGUAUGUUAAUUUUUCUUGUGUUUUUGAUACUCAUCUUUUGUUUAGUCUGGAAAUACUUCUAUCAGAGGAGAGGGUUGUCAGUUGGCAUUGAACAGGAGCUUUAAGGUGGCCUCUCAACAGAGGUAGUUUAGAAAGACCUAUAAAUCUGUCACAUGAUUUUCUCUUCUAGGACUCCCUGGGAAGAAUUGUAUGACUAAUAUGGGAAAAAUUUUACUUAUAUCAGAGGGCUAUGCUAUUGUAUUAGUGACAUAAUAGCAAUGUGCAACUUACUUAUAACUGCAUUUUCCAACCCUCCUUGAUGAUCCUUUUUAGGAUACAGAAUAUUAUACAAGAAAACUAUGUUCUCUUUCUAGGUAAAAUCUUUUGAUUUUCUUAUCCAUCAAUGGUGUGUUAAUGAACAAGGAACUCCCUGAGAUAGAACAAUGUGUCAUAAUUGAUAGGUUUCCAAAGUUGGUAAGAUUUAGAAUCUAUAUAAUGGUUCAAUCAUUAAUCAGUCAACAUAUUUCUCUAGAGCCCACUAUGGGUGAUCAUUGCAUUGGACAUUGUAAGGAUUAAAAAAACAUUCUUUUCCUCCUAGUCCCUCCUGUAGCUUAAAAUUCACAUCCCAGAAUCCUAGGGAGAUUUGGGCCUGAGGGUGAUAGAAUAGAACUACAUACAUAUUUAACUUUUAAAAUUAGGAUGAAUUGCCUAAGCAUAGUCUCCUCCCCCUUUACCUGCACCGCUUCCACAGAAUCAAUGGAUUUCCUAUAGGAUUCUGACAUUGUAGGAAUCUGACUUCUACAUAAUUUGGAAUCCAAUGACUUUUUUCCACAGUGGCUAACCAGUAGAGUCUCAAAAGGACAAGCAAGUCUGUCUGUGUGAAAUGUCAGGAGCUGUACAUGAGGCCAGAAGGUUGAUUCUGUUAAAAAGAUAAUUUUUAAAAAAGAAAUUCUUCAAAAAUCCAUUAGGGACUCAAAAUGAUUGCCUCAGUCUCUGGAAAUAGGUCAGGAAACUAUGUUUCUUUUUUCAUCACAUAGUUGGAAAUGAAAAGUGUAUGCUUAAAGACAUCAGCAUCAAGUUUGGCAAAUAGAUGUGGAUAUAAGAGCUACUGCUGACCUGUAAAAUUCUGUAAUGAAUAUACUGUUUACGAUGACUGUUUCACUGAAUAAUUAGUCAUACACUUGAAAAAAUAUAAGAUACUUUCAAGACAUUAUAGCUUCAGAAUAAAUCAAACCAUUUCAUAGAUGUUUCAGAGCCAUUCUGUCUUCUAGGGGGAAAUAAGAUUUUCUGGUCACUUAUAUAUACUUAUAUGUAUUAGAUAGAGAAUGCCUGUUGUUCAAAUGACAGUGAAAUUGAGCUAUAACAAGUUUCAGAUCUGAAAAUAUAAACCUCUGAGGGUUUUCUUCAGUCAUGUUGAAUUUAAUUUAGCAAUGAUGUCACCAAAAUAGUCUUAUAUAAUGUAAAGAUAUUUUUCAUAAUGUGUGAACCCCUGUUUAUUUCUGACAUUAAAAAGUCUUCCUAUCCUGUGGUAACUUAAGCCAGAGGUGUCAGACUUGGGCUACAUGAGGCCUGAAGAUCUCCCAGGUGGGUCCAGAACCAGAUCAAAAUGUAACUGGCAAAUGUUUAACAAAAUAAAUAAAAAUACAACAAAGUAUAGAUAAUGUUAACUUGUGGUUUUCUAAGUCAAUACAUGACCCUUGGGGACCAAUUUCUAUUUGUUUGAUAUCAGACAUAAACUGUUAAAAAUGCUUGGUGAGACCUACCAUAAGACAUUACCUCAUCAAUCAUUAAGGCUAACCAAACUAUUAAUCUUUGCCUACACAUAAAUGGAUUGUCAUGUAAACAAAUUAUUCCUAUGCAUUUAUAUAUAUGUACAUAUGUAUAAAUGGGCUUAAGAAAUAAAUGCUCACAUCAUUUCAAUGAGACAAAAAAGCAUAUGCUCAGUUAAUUUUAUGAGGAAAAUCAACUUUAUGUAAUCAUUCACAAGAUUUAAUAAAACUAC
Molecule: messenger RNA, 6655 nt
Organism: Phascolarctos cinereus (koala)
Lineage: Eukaryota; Metazoa; Chordata; Mammalia; Diprotodontia; Phascolarctidae
Gene: MEGF10
Product: multiple EGF like domains 10
Cellular component (GO): membrane
Molecular function (GO): protein binding
Source: RefSeq, a predicted model, not a curated record